CAACACGGUGCCGUUUCGCCAAACAUCCAUCUUACUGCAGGGAACGCCCUCACGUUUGACAUGCCCGCCCAUUGAGUCUCAUCAACCCUGCACUCUCGACACAGUGAGCCACAGCUCUCAAACAUCCGCCAUGACACACAUUGCCAAUUGCAUGCGUGCCACCGGCGAGCUCAACAGCGUCUAUAUAGCUAUGGAGUCCUCUGCCUCACCCUCCCCUACUCAAACCGCCGCUUCCGAAGACACCCUCCAGCCUCUUCCCACCUUGGAGAAGACCCCUUCGCUGCUCAACCUUCAGACUCACUUCAGUGCAAGCACUGGAAAGUACCAACUUUGGCCAUCCUCGCAACAGUCGAGAAGCCCCGUAGGACUAUCACGCCCCAACCUCUCGUCCGACAAACUAUCGGCUCUAUCAAUGGGUCGCUCACCCACUUCGCUGAGCGACACUGCCGUCUCCUCUGAGACGGUUCCCUUUUGGCAGAGGAGUGGCUCUCUCGCUCGCAGGCGAAAGGUCAGUGUGCCCGAGCUUGGAAGCACAAUGACCACAGUACAAGAAGCUGCCAUUGACUCACCUACCAUUCCUGGUCGCCCUCCUAUCCGACAGGCUGCUUCCACAGAGAACUUUGGUCAUGAGAGAUCGAGCAGCGCUCCUGGCACCAACUGGAGAUCGGGUCCUUUCGGGGACGCCUUGAUCUCUUGCGUGACUGGACCAUCGGCAGCCGAGAAAGCACCACUCACAUUCUUAGACUCAUUCACCGGCAACAAGCUGGAGCCCUCGAGCAACUACGGCAAGCCACUAUCUCCUAUCCUGAGUCCUGGCGUCAACCCAAAGCCGUCUUUGAAAGUCGAUACCACCACUGCCACCAGUGAACAAUCCAGCGACAUUCCCCCAGAGGUACCACCCAAAUCACCUACACCUGUAGAACGCAAAGGAUCCCCUAGCCCUCUCAAACUCAACAACAAGUCAAGCAGGUCACAGCUCAUGACACCCUCCACACUGAACUCGAGCGGCAACACACCCACUAGUGCGCUGGACGCAAGGCGAUCCCCCAACGUCGGAUUCCCCUUACCAACACCACUCUCUGCUAUCUCGAACCCUUUUAGUGCGGGCUCACCCUCUGGUGCAUUUGAUCGCCGUGGCUCACCAAGAACCGAGAGACGCGACCCUUUUGUGUUGGAACGAACCCAACACGCCAGGAACGUGUCAGAAUCGUCAGUCGCCAGCACCAAGAACGCCGCAGACCGUUCAGCUUCCCACAACAGAAACAUUUCGGAAGCAUCUGUAAUGGACCGAGGCAGGCCCGUCCGCCGAUCAAACAGCAAGAAACCCCGGAGCCGGACAAACUCUGAAGCCCAGGAUCCCAACGCGCCAGCAGCCGAUGGCUGGAAGCUACCUCAAGGUAUGCGAGCAUCAGAAGCGAGCAUGCGCAUGCGCGAUACCGAAAAGGCGACUCUGCGCCAGCAGGCCAUGGACCAGGCGGAGAAAUUCGAAGUUCUCAAUAAGCGUGAUGUUGCGUCCACAUCUAGAGAACUCCGGGCACUAGACGAGCGCUGCGAUUACUUGCGCAAAACCUACAAAUCCUUACGGGCAGGCCGUCAGAAGUUGCACGGACGCAUGAUUUCUUACCUCAAGCGAGGCGAGACCGUCAUCUUCUCCAGGGAAUCCCUGCUUAAGCAGGAAGAGGCUCUGGCUGAACUUGAUGUCUCUAUUGAUGAGUUCAUCCAGAAGCUUGAGCAAGCUGAGAACCGACGCCUACGCCUACGCCAGAAGCUCCUCGAACAUGUUGCUGCUGCUCUCGUGCUCAACCCCACCGCACCACCGGACCUUGCUGAGAGCACCCCUCCCAGGAGUCCAGUCAAGGCGGACAGCCCUUCCCGCGCUGAUCGCAAAGAAGUUGAGUCGAUCAAGAUCUACGCCGACGGCCAAGUUCUCAACCUUUUUUCCGACAUUGAGCAGGCCAUAGGCCGAAUGUGCGAGCAAACCGCCUGAUCGAACGCUCUAACAAUCACCAAAAAAAUCAAGAAAGAAAGAAAGAAAGACAAACCACUAAAGCGAGAUUCACUCCCUUCAACAAUAACGAAAUGGACGACCAAGGCCUUAUUCGGCUGCAUAAUUUCCAGCGAAUUUCCGGUAACCAUGAUGUCGAUGGUACCUAUUUAUUUUCCCAUUAAUAUUGCUCUGCAUUAUUCUGUAGCAUGUUGUCACGGCCCCCCUAUACAUACUUCCUUUUUUCCAUGCGUUCGCAUCAUGUCUUGUUUACAAUCUUUUUUUUUUCAUCUGUCGAGGCAUUCUUCACGACAACAUUGCUUGCGUUCUCAUGAACAUGCAUUGGAUCCUUCUUCUGUUGGCUUUCGCGCCAUUUCGCAAGCGAUACCCGAAUUUCAAGCCUGCUCUUCUGGGCUUUACAUCUUUGACUACUCUACACCUUUUUUCUUUGCUAUCUUUCUCAUCUGUUGUCUCUCCUGCUCGUUAUCCAUUCACCAACUUCUGACUUUUCUUUCUCUUCUCCUUGUUUUUUUUUAUAUACCUUUCUACAACCAAGCGGGUCUGCGGUCUGUUCUGCUCUGUCGAGUUAGAGAUGGGUGGGAAGCCGCGGCACAGAGGCCCGAUUUGGACUUGGUGGCGGGUCUGGGGCAGGCGAAGGGGAUACGGCGUUUCACAAUCGUAUUUGCCCCCAGCUCCCAGGCAGCCCUUUUCUCAG
Messenger RNA from Periconia digitata, 2699 nucleotides. The record is from the annotation of a GenBank genome assembly. Lineage: Eukaryota; Fungi; Ascomycota; Dothideomycetes; Pleosporales; Periconiaceae.